Molecule: messenger RNA, 563 nt
Organism: Cucumis melo (muskmelon)
Lineage: Eukaryota; Viridiplantae; Streptophyta; Magnoliopsida; Cucurbitales; Cucurbitaceae
Exons: 3
Coding region: 135-563 (142 amino acids)
Source: RefSeq, a predicted model, not a curated record
AAGUCAUCCCUCCACCAUCUUUUUGUCCUUUUCUUCACCGCUAUUAACAUCUGAGCUUCCAUUGCUUUUUGAAGUUCGUCGUCUCUGUGUUUGUUGCUGAGAGCGAUAUCAGAGGUAUCUGAGAGAAGAGAAUAAUGGCGGAUUGGGGUCCGGUUUUUGUAGCGGUGAUGUUGUUCGUCCUGUUAACUCCCGGUUUGUUGGUUCAGAUGCCAGGGAAGAGCCGGUUUGUUGAAUUUGGGAAUUUCCAGACGAGUGGAGUCUCCAUUUUGGUUCAUUCAAUUCUCUAUUUUGCAUUGAUCUGUAUCUUCUUGUUGGCUGUUCACGAGCAUAUAUGUAACCUAAAAAACGAAAAUAUGUCGGAUUGGGCACCCGUGGUCAUCGGAGUUGUACUCUUCGUACUGCUUUCUCCCGGGCUUCUGUUUCAGUUUCCCGGGAAUAAUCGUCAGUUUGAGUUCGGGAGCAUGAAGACCAACGGAAAAGCUGUUGCUAUACACACUCUCAUCUUCUUCGUCCUCUAUGCUGUUUUCAUUCUCGCUCUCCAUAUCCACAUCUACACUGGCUGA